This is a messenger RNA of Kwoniella shivajii, 546 nucleotides long. RefSeq lists its product as uncharacterized. Bases 1 to 546 code for a protein of 181 amino acids. The transcript has 4 exons. NCBI's taxonomy places the organism in Eukaryota, Fungi, Basidiomycota, Tremellomycetes, Tremellales, Cryptococcaceae. Gene Ontology annotation, molecular function: oxidoreductase activity. The record is from RefSeq and is a predicted model, not a curated record.
AUGCCUCGAUUGGGAUUUGGGUCUGGAGGAUUGAAGGGUGAUGUGGGAAUUGACGCGGUUGAAUAUGCCAUGAAAAGUGGUUAUACCUUAGUGGAUACCGCUCAGCAGUAUGCAAAUGAAGAAGGUGUCGCUAGGGAGAAGAUCUACAUAUGUACUAAAUGGCAACCUCCUCCAGAAGGUUCUGACUUGCGGCCCACCCCUGAGCAAGUGAGGGACGAAGCGCAUCGAUCUGUUCUCCGAUUGGACAAAUCUGGAAAAGAGUAUCUAGAUAUGAUGUUAAUUCAUCAUCCCAGGCCUGAUGCCGAGGGCAGAGCGAAUUUCUGGAAAGGACUAGCGCUCGCUCAAAAAGAAGGAUGGGUGAGAGAUAUUGGAGUUUCUAAUUACUUCGUCCCCAUUCCCAAAGCAUCAUCCUCUUCUCGAAUCGAUGCGAACAAGGACUUGUACGACUUUGAGCUCGACGAGCAGGAUAUGAAGGAUUUGGAUGGACUUGACCAAGGUUCCGCUGGUAGAGUUUCAGGUAUCGAUCCUGACAACUUGCCCGAGUAG